AUGUAUUGGAAUAAACAAGUCUUAUAUAUUAUUUUCAUAAUAGUAAGUGCGCACUGUUGUAAAUAUUAUAAGCGAAAUCCUUUUGUAUUAGAGACUCGUUCUCAUUUAGCGAUUAUUAUCCUAGCAAGAGGUGGCUCUAAAGGUAUAGAAUUAAAAAACAUUGCUACUAUAGAUGGUGUAUCUCUACUAGCAAUAUCUUUAAAACAUAUUAAAAAAGUAGAUGAUAUUGAUUCUAUCUGGGUAUCAACGGACCAUUUUAAAAUCUUAGAAGAAGCUGACAAAGAAAAUGUUAACGUUCAUUGGAGAUCAGCUGCUUCUGCAACAGAUACUGCUACUUCAGUAGAAGGUGUAACAGAGUUUCUAAAUCAUCAUUCUGAAGUCGAUAUUUUAGGACUCAUACAGUGCACAUCACCUUUUAUCAGUUCGAAACAUAUAGAAAAAGCUGUUAAUUUUAUGAGAUCCGGGGAAGAAUGUAUUUUUUCCGUAACAAGAUCUCAUCAACUAUUAUGGACAGAACUAGACAAUAAACUCAUUCCCGUUAAUUUUAAUCCAAAUAAGAGGCCAAGAAGACAAGACUGGGAUGGAGAUUUGGUUGAAAAUGGAAUGUUUUAUUUUGCAACAAGACAAUUAAUAGAAAAAGGUUUAUUACAAACUACCAAGUGAGUUUAUUGUACCUACCUAUCUAAAUCCCACGCAGUGGGUUCUCAACUGGUAAUAAUUUUUGAUAUCAUUCCAGUUAUCUAAAUUUUCGUAAAAGGUAGAAACCAUAGUAUCACCAUUAUACGCAAAAAAAAGUUCCUUUUUUCCAGAUAAUAAUAAAUACGGUUUGGAGAGAGAA
This is a messenger RNA of Psylliodes chrysocephalus, 838 nucleotides long. The record is from the annotation of a GenBank genome assembly. NCBI's taxonomy places the organism in Eukaryota, Metazoa, Arthropoda, Insecta, Coleoptera, Chrysomelidae.